GCGCACCCGCUCAGUGGGCGGAGCCGAGAAACGGAAGGUGUAACAUUUUCCACAGCGGCUGCCGUGGGGGCAGAGCGAUGGUUCUAUCCAAGCGAGUGUCGCUGUGGUCGGUGGAAGAAGUGUUGGAGUGGGUGCAGGACCAGCACCCCAACCACUUGGACACGCUCCAUAAAGCCAUAAUAAAGCACGCCAUAUCAGGCCGAGCAUUGUUGAGAUUAAAGGAUCAUCACCUGGAGCUGCUCGGGUUGGAGGGCGAGGAGCAGCAGCAGGAAAUCUGGCAGGACCUCCUCCUCCUCAGAGUUCAAGAGGAAAUCAAUGAACUCGAUGACAUCUGCUCUGAGUGUUUUUCUUCAUAGCUGGAGAUGAAAUGCGGCUUCCUUUUUCAUUUCCCAUCCAUUGAUUGGUCCAUGUGAAGGAGGGAGAAAAGAGGGAGUGAUGGAAACAUAAGUGAAAGAGAAGAAGAAUCAAUGGCGAGAAAAAGAAACCCAUUUCCUUUGUGAAAUCUGACCUGUGCAGAUGGAUGAGAUUCGUCUUUGUCCGAGUCCUGCUGUCCAUUAGUCUCCGUCCUGCGCCUGCACCCUGUCACUGCGUCAUGAAAUACUUUCACCUACGUCACUGCAGUCAGUCGAGUAUCCAAACGGCAACACUAAUAAUCGUAACGUAACUUUGAACAGACAAUCGUGAUCCUCGAACCAGGGGGCUUUUCCCUCUAGCGCCACCAUCAGUUUAACACUGGUGGGUUUCAGUGAAAUGUCUUAACAAACCGUUGACUGCCACGACAUCCGAUGCAGAUGUUCAUAUCCUCCUUCAGGGUGUCUCGUAAGCUGUUGAUUUUUACAUUGGCGCCACAAUUUAGUCCGAAGUGUCGUUUGUAUUGACCAAAUACCUGCAACACUCGUGACAGGCUGCACAUCAGUGGUGUGGAGCACUAAAAGGCCCAUCUCACAGCAGCCGAUUUGACAUGGAAUUGCAGGGUAAACAUAUGUGUAAUUAAUAACACUAAUUGUGGCCCUGUUCCAUCUAGGUGAGGACACUGGAAUUAUGUAUGCUGGCAAAUUGGAUGACUGUGACACACUAAAUAACACGGGACCAUCAUUUAUUUAAUCAAUUAGAGCUGCGUUCACCCUGCUUUGACAAGACAAACUGGCUGACGUGAAAACGGAAUAUUACCCUAUAAUAGCAGGAAAACACUCCGUACAAGAUAGUGAACAUGGUAAACAUAAUACUCCCUAAACGUCAGCGUGUUAACAUUCAUUUUGAGCGUGUUUUCAUGAUAAUGGUAUCCUUUAGCUCAAGGCAACUCUCAGCCUAAGCAUCGUCUCUGAGAGUUGCUAGCAUGGCUGUCGACUCCCAACCACAUGAUUUAUUAUAGGAAAAAUAUAUUCUUUGGUGGAACACAUCAGUUCCGCUGUAUAAUUUGAGGAAAAACCUUUUAUCAAUAUGUAUGACAGCAAUAAUACAUUGAUAAUUCUCCUAUCAGUUAAAUUAGUUUUGUGUGAGCCAAAUAAUUAUGACUUUAACCAAUUCAACUAAGUCAAACCUAAUGAAUGGACGUGUGACACUAAUAAUGUGAUUACGAGCUUGUCAAUAGGAAAACAGGGAAAUUACAGGUAGAUAAAAAAAGAAUAGAUGUUUCCAUUUAAGCAUUUCAAUGUGUUGAAUACAAAUGUCCAAUUACGUUUUUUCUUGG
Pungitius pungitius (ninespine stickleback) is the source of this 1690-nucleotide messenger RNA. RefSeq names its product sterile alpha motif domain-containing protein 12-like. The coding region runs from base 78 to 356 and encodes 92 amino acids. Gene Ontology annotation, biological process: cell surface receptor protein tyrosine kinase signaling pathway. Lineage: Eukaryota; Metazoa; Chordata; Actinopteri; Perciformes; Gasterosteidae. Gene Ontology annotation, cellular component: cytoplasmic side of plasma membrane. The transcript is spliced from 4 exons. Gene Ontology annotation, molecular function: protein binding. The record is from RefSeq and is a predicted model, not a curated record.